Strongylus vulgaris is the source of this 851-nucleotide messenger RNA. NCBI's taxonomy places the organism in Eukaryota, Metazoa, Nematoda, Chromadorea, Rhabditida, Strongylidae. The record is from the annotation of a GenBank genome assembly.
AUGGGAGGAGAGGAAAUCAUUUUUGAGGGUUGCAACUUCUUUCGGCAACGGCUGACGUAUUCCGUAUUGAGUGGUCGUCCAGUGACCAUCCAAAAUAUCAGGAAGGAUGAUGAUGCACCUGGAAUAAAAGAUUUCGAAGCUAAACUUCUCUCUCUUUUGGAAAGGAUUACUAAUGGGACGAGGGUGGAAAUUAACACCACUGGUACGGAGGUGCGUUUUCGGCCUGGUAUCAUUACUGGAGGAGUGUUAACUAUGGAUUGUGGUUCCGAUCGUUGUCUGUCGUACUUCUUGGAGCCUAUGAUCAUCAUUUCGCCGUUUUGUAAAAAUGCAAUGACGUUAAAGCUCAAAGGCAUGUGUGUCACCAAUGCUCCUAAUGAGAUUUCCGUUGAUGCUAUCAAGGCUGCUUGGCUCACACGCGAGAAAUCAGGUAAAGUAUGCAAAAUUCGUGGUCAAGCUUACGUUACGAAAGUGACACCAUCACUUGCGUAUCGAAUGAUUGAUGCUGCAAAGCGAAUGCUUCAUGGCUAUAUUUCUGACGUGUAUAUCACUGUGGAUCAACGAAAAGGAGAUGCAGGAGGGAACUCACCUGGUUAUGGCUUAUUCUUAACGGCAGAGACAACUGAAGGAGUUGUGUAUCACGGCGAGGCAAUUUCGAAACCGAAAGGAGAGUCUGGAGAUCCAAUCGUUCCUGAAGACGUUGGUUCGAAUGCCGCUAUGGCUUUGCUUGAGGAGAUAUACAGGGUAGAUUUGUUUCUCUUUUUAAUCAAUUUUUCAAGAUAUUUUGUCAGUCUAUAUAGUUUUAUUCUGCUGAUAGUGUCCACUUGCGAAUUCACAACUUUGUUUCCAUAGAG